Vespa mandarinia (Asian giant hornet) is the source of this 11074-nucleotide messenger RNA. It is a transcript of the gene upSET, whose product is annotated as SET domain-containing protein upSET. The record is from RefSeq and is a predicted model, not a curated record. Gene Ontology annotation, cellular component: Set3 complex; Rpd3L-Expanded complex. NCBI's taxonomy places the organism in Eukaryota, Metazoa, Arthropoda, Insecta, Hymenoptera, Vespidae. Gene Ontology annotation, biological process: regulation of DNA-templated transcription.
AAGACGUCGAUGCCUUUGAACGGGGUACAGAAGCCACCAUGAGUUUUGUUUUACAAUUGGGUACGGUUGAAACGUCAACCGAGAAAACUAAAAACGGCAGCGCCUCAUCGUCAAUGCUAAUCGGUGCUCAAGAACUGACCGCACCAUUAACGAUCGGCGUUACCACGGCCAAUACCUUAGUCGCGAUGAGCGACGACAAUAGUGAUAAUAACAAUCCCCAAGUACUCCAGUGUCUCGAAGUGACGAACGUACCCGAGAUAGCAGUAAGCCAUUCCAUAUCGCUCUCCAAUGUAAAAUCAGUCAGCGUUUCUUAUCCGGUUACGAAAUCUAAUAAAGAAAUAGCGCAGAAGAUUACGAGUUCUCAAACAAAUACCACGCAAGUUUUGACAACUCGCGUGAUAUCUCAAAAAUUGCCGAGCACUGCUUAUCAAACGCAGCCCUUAACGUUAAAUGCUUCCUCAAACGUCGCUCAUUUACCAGUUAAUUCGCAAUCUUUACCUUCGCCAAGCAGUAGUGUCGCACAUGUCUAUCCUUUACAGGCAGCUACAUGUUCCCAGAACAGCCAACAAGCUAAAACUCAAACCUCCGUAAACGAUGCAAUUCCUAAGAAACACCAACAAGCUACAACGGUCGCAAGUUUGCAAACGACGAGUCUGCAUCCAAAAUUUCAGCAGAUCUCGCCCCAACAAAUUCUUAAUACUGCCACCGUAAAAACAAUUACCACAGCUACGAACAUCCCCAAUAUACAAAGGAUACAGGUGAAGACGCAAAAUAUCAGUGGGCAGCCUCAAACAGUCAAUUUGCAAAAAGUCAAAGCGGUAGCAAACCUUAGUAAUCCUACUGUGGUACAGCGUAAUUCGGUAUCGAGGAUACAAACCAUUCAAAAGUCACAAAUACUUACCUCUACGGCACAAGGGACGCAAUUUACGGUUAACCAAAUCGUUAACAAUGCGAACGUGCAACGAAUACAAACUGGCGUUUCAACGCCAUCCCAAAAAACUCAAUCCAUUAAUUCCACGAAUUCCCAAAAAAUGUCACAGGUCUAUAACAACCAAAAGACAGGGCAGCAAUUGGUAACUAACCAUCCGAAUCACAAAGCACAGCAUCAGCAAUAUCAGAAUAAUCAGCAGGUACAGCCAACAUUACAAAAGGUGCAGGGACAGCAACAAAAGUCAUUGCCUGUUCAGAGGCAACAGAAUAAUGUUCAAAAGUCUAACAAUUCCGUAGGUGGUAUACAGAAGGCACAAAUUAUUGGCCAGGUGCAAAGUCAACAACAGUCGCCACAGUUGCAGAAACAAGUACAACAAUCUCAACCGUCGCAACAUCAAAGAUCGCAAUCUGCUAUUGCGUUGCACAAAUCACAAACUUUGACGGCUAUUACUUCGAAUCGGGUGCAAACCAUAGCGAAUGUAUGUAAGAGUAAUAGCGUACCUAAUAUUUCGAAAGUUCAACACAAUUCGAAUGCUCUUAUUGUGAGUAAACAACAGGGAGUGUCGCAAUCGCAACAAACCCAUGUACAAACGUCGACUCAAUUGCAACCGCAGUUAUUACAAACGUCUCAGCAACAACAAGUUACACAAAAGCAUCAAACAGUUAAUUCUGCAGCGCAUGCUCAAAGAAAUCAUAAUAUUACAAAUAUACAUCAAAAGGUUUCUGCUAUAGCCACGAUACCAAGUAAUCAAAAAACUCAAACUAUAGUAAAUUCAAAGAUGCAGCAACAGCAGCAACAGCAGCAGCAGCAGCAGCAACAAAUGGUUAUGAGAGUAGGUGUAUCAAAAAAUCAAGCACAGAACUUGCAGCAAGGAAAUUUAAAAACUAUUCCACAAAAGAUCACAAAUACCAUAAAGUCUGCUAAUUCUCAAAAUUCCAUUCAACAAUCCUUACAUAGAAAUAAUAAUUCACAACCAGUUAAAAUCAUACAACAGCAACAGAACGUAAUUGGUCCGCAGAAUGCACAGAAACAACCUGGUUGUAUUAAGACUAUUCCACCUCAGAAACCAGCUCAAAGAAAUCAUGCUCAGAAAGUAUCAGGAGUGAAAACAUCAUUAAACACAAAUGUUACUACGAUGAAAAAUCAAGGAUUGAUGACAUCGGUAUCACCGAAAACGAGCAUAAAAACAUUACUUCCCCAACAGACAGUUAUGCCAAAUAUGUUAGUGCAUAAAAAUUCUCCUAUUAAAGUUCAACAACAAGCUAUACAACAAAAACAGCUUAUCAUGACGUCGCAAUAUUCACAGCAAGGUAGAACGCAAACGGGGCAAAUAAAAACUCUUCUCUCUACUACCACAAAUGCGGAAGUACAUAAAGAUUUAGAGAACAAAAUGGAGUCCGAUUUGCGUGUUUCUAAGGAAGAAGAAUUGCAACAAACACCACCGAAAUCCCCGGUGAGAAGGAUGCCGUUGCCUUACGAGUGUCUCCAGUUUGUUCUUCAAGACCAUAACUACGGUGCACCGCCACCGCGAACACCACCACCUCCUUCACCACCUCCUCAUCCUAAACAACAGCCCAUUAAUGGAGCUGGAAGCUCUACCACAACUUCUCAACAUUCAUAUAUAUACGGGCAAGUUGUAAAUAAUAGCGGUAACGUGGAGGAUGAUGCGGCCAGUGCAAUCAGUAGUGAACCUGGACGCGAAGCAGAACCUGAAGGUGAAGAAACAGAAACUGCUCCUGAAGGUGAAGGUGAUGACGAGGAUAGUGUUACUAGAUGUAUAUGUGAUUUUGAACACGACGAUGGUUACAUGAUCUGCUGCGAUCGUUGUCUAGUUUGGCAGCAUGUGGACUGCAUGGGUAUAGAUCGUUCUAACAUUCCUGACGAAUAUCUUUGCGAAAUUUGUCGGCCACGACGUGUUGAUAGACAAAGGGCACGUGCUUUGCAAAUGCGCAAACGUGAAGAGCUACUCAAUUCAGAUAGUUCUUCUGACACGUCGUCUACAAGUUCGGUAGACACUGAUAUUGGUGUUAAUGCAGCGCAGAAAAAGCGAACGUUGCAUCAACAAGUUCCAAGACGAAAAUCAGAUCCUCCACCGCAAGUAAGAAGACUGAAUAACAACAACAAUAACAAUAAUAACAAUGUGGCCAAAAGACAACGAAGAGACUCUAAUCCGAGACAGUCCAGUGCAGUAAGAAAGAAAGAGGCUACUAAACGAGGUCCAGGAAAACGUAAAGCUAAACGAAGAAUGAGUGUGGAUGAAAAGGAAGAAGAAGUACAAGAUGCAUGGGGUUCUAAUAUGACUCCGCUUAGACAAUGGAUUGAAAGAUACGAGGAAGCAGUGACCAAUCACUAUAGUCCUGAAUUAAGAGCUAGAAUAUCGAGCAUAAAGGUCAACGGUACUCAUAGUGAUUUGAGACAAAGUAAUAUGAAUGUUAUUGCCACUGGUAAAUGCAGGCUGAAUGUGCACAGCAACAACUUGAGAUUUUUGGUGGCAACUAUGUAUCUACCGUCAAAUACUCCGGUUGUUGAAUUACGUGGAAAAUAUAUGCUCAGUACGCAACAUAGACCGUCGCAUCCUCAGGGUAGACAGCAUGCUCAAAGACCAGGGCCUUUUGUAUUCUUUUAUCGAUUACCACGAGAUGGUACCGAAGUAUGUGUAGACACUAGAACAUAUGGAAAUGAUGCCAGAUUCGUACGACGUAGCUGUAAACCUAACGCAGAAAUAAAACAUUGUAUAGAGAAAGGAACAUUGCAUUUAUAUAUUGUCACAAGUAUGGCAAUCGAAAAGAAUGCUGAGAUAACUAUUAGGCAUGAGUCACACGAUUUGUUAUUGUCGCCUAAUCCUAAUUCCCCAGUGAUACCGGUGACUUGUGCAUGUAAUAAUGCAAGGGAAUGCCAGUUUACAGCUACAAAUCAAUUAAAUAGAAGAGGUAGUAAUGGAGCUCUUGUAGAAAAUGCUGAUGGCCGAGAAAGGAGGCGACGAGGUAGACGAAACACUGUUUGUGAAGAUAGCGAUUCUAUAUCUACAGUAACCAGUACAAAUGUAACACCAGCGACGCAAGUGCCAACGGUAAUACCCGUAACAGCACCACCUAGAAAGGCUAUAUCAACUAGCACCACGACCGUAACGCGUCAGCUACCAAAAGAAGAAGCUACAAUAACGGCACAACAACAACAGCAGCAACAACAGCAACAACAACAACAACAGCAGCAGCAACAACAACAACAACAACAACAGCAACAACAACAGCAGCAGCAGCAACAGCAGCAACAGCAACCACAACCACAACCACAACCACAACAACCACAAAUUUCUCCUGGUUUGCCACAGUCUACUAUACAAGAGAUUAAAAAGGACAAAAAGAAAAUGACAAGAGAGGAGAGAAAAAUGGAAGCUAUUAUGAAAGCUUUUGAGAGAUUAGAGAAAGCAGAACAAAGAAAGCAGGAAGUUCAAGCUAGAAAUGCACAGAGAAAGGAGUCAGGUGGUACGCAUAGCGAUAACGAGGACAGCCAUAAUCCUGCGAUAUUACAAUCUAAGACUAAACAACAAAAUUCCGAAAGAACAUUACGACGAAAAAGAAGAAAGGGUCGUGCAAGAACUACGUCACAAUCACAAAGUAGUAGGAGAACAAGGUUAAAUUCUGCAGAUUCCGAUGUCUCGUCCGGCGACGAGAGUAAUUCUAUGCAAUCUCCUCCACUUGUUAAUCAAAAUCGUUCAACAAGCGGAGAUACUCCGUAUUCGGCACACUUACAUACAGCAGCAAAAAAUGGAAGCGAUGGCGGCCCUACUACCGGUACAUCAGGACAUCAGGGGAUACCAACGGCAGCCGGCUUAUUACUAGCGUUAGCUAAUUCAAAUACACCUGGCUCAAGUUCUCCACCCUUACAGCAACCAACACCCGUUAAAAGUCCUACGUGUGAUAGCGGUGCCAGCAGUAGUUCUCAAAGUUCCACUCCGUCCACACCGCUAUCUUCAGCAUGUUUACUUGUUGCAGCAGCAGUUGGACCUUUGGCUCCUGGUUUUAAGUUUCCAAAAACUAAAAAAGUUCUGAUGAAUGAAUGGUUGAAGGAAUCGCCAGACCCACCUCAGACUAAUAUGCCUCAAGUGUCGCCAUUACCUGCAUUGUCAUCUACAUCUUUACAGAAUCCUGUCAAUCCUCUCUGUAGGUCAUCAGAGUUUUCACUACCUAAUGAUCCGUCUGCAGAGUUUUUAACUCAAAGUUAUGCAGCCAAAAGUCUAGCCACGCUUGUCCAAGCUGCUAAUUCUGUUUCCGGUAUAUGUGAUUCUCCACCGCAAAGAAAACAAAUGAUUACAGGAAACAAUGCUUGUCCUGUUUCAACUGGAUCGGCAAAAAAAAGAUGGUUGAGACAAGCAAUAUCUGAAGAAUGUGAUUCGCCGAAUAGCCGGCCCGACAGUCCUCCACCUAGCGAAAUGGUGGCACCACCUAAAAAACGAAGAAUAGCUAGGGAAAGUUUAUCAUCUGAUAAUUAUACACCACCCACGACACCAACGAUGUUGCUUCCUGAAGUUACUUCGACCAAUAGAUCUUUGUGUAAUAAUGAAGAUGAUUUUAUUGAACACCCUCACAAUGAAUCACCAACGAUGGAACAUAACGAUGAACAACAUGAUGAACCAGAAUCUGUACGAGAAACGAGCGUACGAAGUAAUUUAGUAGAGACUUCAGAAAAAGCAUGUAAUCAUGGCAAAUUGUCUAUUGAUAUUCCUCAUUCGGAAGUAAAUAUAAAAUGUGAGAAAAACGACGAAUUUACAGAGUUUAUUAAAAUAGAAGAAACAGCAUUGACAAAAGAGGAAGUAGUUUCGAUAAAAGAAGAAUCAUCCAUAAAUAUUGAGAUGAUCGAUUCAAAAAUAGGUUCUAAAGUUGAAUUUAAUCCAUCUCCUUCGGAAUUUAUUAAAAAUGAAAAAAAAAGUACUAAAAAAAGUACUAGUGAGAUACACGAUCUCCAAGUGAACAGUAUACAAAUAAAAAAAGAAGAUACUAUUAAAGAGGAAAUUGGAAAGGGAACCGUAGAGAUAAUUGAUCAGAACGAACAAGACACCGAAAUGGAAGAUUUUAGUUCUCCCAUUGCUGCAAUAGAAUCUGAUGCUAUUCUAAAGCAGCGCGUAGUUGAAAUGAGAUUAGAAUUUGGUGAUAGUAUAGCAGAGAUCGUUAAUGUUUCCAGUGAACAUGACAAAUCUGAUGACGACAAGCAGAUAGAAAAUAAUAAAGAUUCAGAAAUAAGAUCCGAGGAUAACAUGUCGAUCGAUGAAUUUGACGUAGAGGCACAAAUGAAAAGAAUAACGGGAGACGAUGGCAAUGAUUACAAAGAAAAAGUUGACACAAGCUCGGAAAAGGAUAAAAGUAUGGAUGGCAUAGAAGGACUUAUGGAAAGCUCAAAGGAAGAUUCCGAAUCGGAAGAUAGAGAUAUAGACGAUAUUAAAUAUAGCGAAUCUUCUUUUAAAUUAUUCAAUAUAUCUAAUGAGGAGAAUUUUAAAGAAUUCGAAAGAAAGUCUGAAUUAAUAAAUCUUAACGAGGAUGAAGUUAAAGUUGAUGAGAAACCUGUUAAUAAUGAAUCACAAAAAAUAGAUCAAACAUCUUCUUUCGUUAUUUCAUCGGAAGAAUCUAUUUUUGAGUCGACUUCCUCCAAUAUGGAUACAGAAUCUGUUUUAGAUCCUCCGAAAAUUUUUCACUCGAUACCACCGUUGAGUGAACGAAUUAGAAAAAAAAUUGAUCCAUCUAGUACUACUAAAACACAAUUGAAUUUUGAUGCAGCUAUUAUUGAAUCUACUAUCGAUAUGGAAGCAGAGGAAGUUUGUAAAAAUGGAGAAGAGAAAUCAAUGUUAUCAACAGCUUUACGAGAAUUGUUAGAAGCAAAACUUGAGGAGGAAUCACCUGAAGAAUGUAAAACAAAAGUCGAUAAUGAAGAUACCACGUCUUAUAAAGAAAUAAUAUCGCUUUCGCCUGAAAAUACAGGGGAAGUUAAAGAUCCAAUUGCUAAAUGUAAUAGCCAAGAAACUCAUUUGGAUAAUGUUUCUACAAAACAAGAUAACAUUCAGCCCAAAGAAAUUAAAAGAUUAAAGGAUCCUAGAACAGUUGUACCAAAUAAUAUGCCAGCACCAUAUACGUCGGACAUUCUUCCGCCAGUCAAGCGCAAGGUUAGAACGCUAUCGAUAUCAGAAUAUCGUAAACGCAAACAACAAUCAGUUGGUACGCCUCCAGAACCAGAGCCAUCUAAUGAUGUAUCUACAACAGAAAAGGAUAAAGCAAGAGGUAGAUCAGAUAGUGCAAGCAGUGGGACUUCCUCUCUAAGUUCUGACGAAGAAGGUUCUAAAAUGUCACUUUCCCUUGAUUUACCAGGGAUUACUGCAUUACCACUUUUCACUAAUGCUGAAAAUGAUGAAAAGAAAGGUAGUGAAGAAGGUACUAUUGGUUGGUCCGCAGCACCAACAUUAGUUGAACGUCAAAGAGAAAAUUUAACUGAAAGAUUGAAACGUGAAUUUGGCUUAUUUCUCAGUGACGACGAAGAAGAAAGAGCUCGCAAACAUGGUUUGACUGCAGAAGCAAUUUUAAAAGCUCGUAAGCCGACAUCACCGCCACAUUCUUCUAUUCCCACUACAUCCCCUACUUAUCCUUUACCACAGUUACCACCUCAACCAUAUAUACCACCGCCUGGUUCUGCAGCUAUAUAUUAUCCUCAGUACCAGGCUAAUAAAUCCUGUCCUAUUCAGUAUUCUAAUUUCAGUGCACCACAAACGACAUCACAAACAGUAUAUCCAAAUAUAGCCGCUCAAGGAACCGUCAACAAACAGGUACAGUUUUUAGUACCUCAAGCAGCAUCUCAAGCGCCACCAGGUUCAAAUCCAUAUCCUCCGCAAUUUAUUCCAUCGACUACGACGACAGUGCCAAUUACCAAAUUUUCUUCUGCAACAUCAACGUCUGGAACUUCUCAAGUAUUUUCUACUUCAGGUCAGAUGCAGAAGCCUUUUUUUAACCAUCCUGCACCAAGGUCGUAACUGGUAUUAAUAGUAGUACUUUUCCAAAUUUUUAGUUAAAGUACAAUGAUAAAUAAUUAUCAGCCAUUCUCGCUCUCUCUCGAUAUAUGGCGAACAGUGAUGUAUGUAUGACAAAUUUUCAGCUAUUACAAGGUAAUAUAAACAUCACAAUUGGAAUAUACUCUUAAAAGUCACAAUUUCUUCUGAUAAUUUAUUUUAUAUGAUUUGUAUUUGCGAGUGUGUACGUACUUUUAUAUAUAUAUAUAUAUAUGUAUAUAUGAUAUGUAUAUAUAUGUAUGCUUAUAUAUAUAUAUGUAUAUGUAUAUAUAUAUAUGCACACACAUAUUAUUAACAUAAUUCAUUAUACAAAUCACACUGUAUUAUACAUAGAAAUCGAAGGAAAAGUAAAAAACAUAUGUAGGAUGUGUGAACAUCUGAAGUUAAGAAAUAUGAGACUUGUUAAUGUAGGUACUACUAUACGCUUCUAGAAUUUUCAUGCGCAGAAAUAUACUGAAACGUAAUUCGAUGGUUUUCAAAAUAUUCAACAGGUUUCUGUGGCCUAUGGCAAUAGUUAAGUAUUUUGGAGACAUAGUCAUAUGCAUUUUAGGUAGUAUAUGUUGAAACCUGUUGAUACAAAUAUAUUAGCAUCUCUUACAGGUAAUAGAAAAAAAAAGUGUAUUCCAAUGUAUGCACUUUUUAUACCACUAAAAUGGUGCCGUAAAGUGUUUAUACAUAGCAUUAAUCCAAUUUUGAUAAUAUUAACAAAGUUGGAAUCUUUUAAACAGAUGAUCAAUCAGAGAAAUAUUGAUCUGAAUCUUUAAGAACAGUUAUCAUCGUCAUAUAUAUAACGUGCACCUAUGAGUCUGCAUUACUCAAUUUAUCUGUAUAUAUUACUUGCAUAUAUGCAUAAUAUUAUAAUAAUAUGAAUCUUUAUUUAAUCGUAAUUGUUAGAUUAACGCAUAGACUUCUAUAACAUGUAAUUAAGACAUUGUGCUGUGUUGUACUGUUUCAAAAAACAGUACUCUCUGUGUCCAGAAUUCUCUAUAUUUUAUAUUUCAUUGUAAAAUUCCGGAUAAUUAGUUGUAAUAAAUAUGUUGAAAUUUAAUUUCGAGAGAGUUCAUUUGUAUAGUUGAAAAUUAUAUUCGAUAUGAUACAUGCAUACAUAUACAUAUACAUAUACAUAUAUACAUAUAUAUAUUUAUAUAUAUAUGUGUGUAUGCAUGUAUGCAUGUAUGUAUGUAUGUAUGUACGUAUGUAUAUUACUUUGGACGUUUUUUACCACAUUGCUUUAUUUAGGCAUAAAUGUCUUCAAAUUUUGCUAUAGCUUUUACAUUUUAUGGAAAAUAUCAGUUUUAAAAGGCCUUAAAAAAAAAAAAAUAAUUGUUAAUAUUAUAGAAAAGGACAAGGCCUUAGAGACUGAGUAUUUCUGAAUUUCUAUAUUCCAAACAUGACAUAAUUGUUUUAUAUGUUUAGAAGUCUAAAGAAACACGUUUGUCUUUAUGGCAUGAUGUUUUAUACAAAAGUUCUAAGUCCUUGUUAUAUAUCGGUUGUUUCUUUCACAAUAAUAUAUAGAUAUAUCAUACCUAAAUAAAAGGUGCUUACAUAUUUUAAUUUCUACAGCAAAUCAAUGAAUACAAGUUUAGUUGUAUUUCAAUUAGAAAAAUCGACAAAAAUUUGUAGAAAAACAAAAAACGUUAUUAAAUUUUGGGAUAAUUAAAUCCUAAAAUUUAAUGUUCAUAUAAGUACAAAGCUGAGAAUGAGCAGGAGAAAUUUUCUGAUGAAACAUUUAAUAAUGAAUUACAGUAAUUAAGAUUGAGACUUGUAGGCUAUUCUAUGAAGAAAAUUGUUGUACACUUUUUGUUUAGCGUUUAUAGGGCUUUUUGAAGAUAAAGUAUCGUUUAAUGUAAACUAUUUUAUUUUUGCUGUAACUGUUUAAUACGUUUUCAAUAGAGUUGUAUAACCAAGUUGUGCAAUUCUACGUGUUUAGAAACCUAUACAAAAGUGGAUACUUAGUGGAUCAAAUAAAUAUGUAAUUUAGUAGCUCCUAACACAAAUAAUUUUAUUUAGAAAUGUAAAUUAUGUAUUGAAUAUUAUCAAUAUAUCUAUCUAGUGUACACAUCAAUGUAAUUAAAUAAGUGUACAAAGCUUCAUAUAAAUUUGGCACAUUGAUAAUUGUGUAUAUAUAACUGUAUUACUAGUUAUUAUAUUUAAACAUAUAUCAAAUCAUUCUGUUUUUAAAAUUUCAUUUCUCUCUUUAAUAAAUCAACUAAUAUUCAUUAUGAAUUUUAAUUUAAUAUUUUUAAUUUUCAUUAAAGUAAAGAUUUAUGUUUAAAGACACAACGAAAAGUUAAUUAUUCACAUAUGUAACAAUAUUAAUAUAUGUUUAUCAAAACAUGGAACACCUCAAGCCAUAGAUGCAAAUAAGCGAGAUAAGUAACGUAUUAAUUAUAUACUGCGUACCAGUGAAUAUUUUCGUAAACUUAAAUACGUUUCUUUUCCAAUUAAACAUAAUUUCUCAAAUGUUGCAAUGUGUGAUUAAUGAAAGUUACACAUGUUUUACCAAAUGUAAUUAAAUAGAUAUAUCACAACUCCAAUUUUCUUUAUAUUCUUAUCAUGGUCUUUUAUUUAAUAUUUUGGAAAAAUCUAAUUUAGAGUCAAAGAAAAAAAAAGAAGGAAAAUGAAAAUUGUCAAAAAAAAUAAUAAGCAAUUGUAAGAAUUCGUAUGCAUAUAGAAAAUACAAUUAUAAUAUACUUCUGCAAGAAUUUUUUACUAUCACGUUUUAAGCAAAUAUCAAAGUUUGGAGAUCUGUGAUUAGUAAAUAAGACAUAAAAUUUGAGUUUAAAUAUUUCUGUACUAUCUAUGAAAGUAUUUUGUCGAAUUCCUGAGUGCAUAUGGAUCUCUGGUCUUUACAAAAAUGUUCUCUGUUUACAUUAUGUUUGGCUGCGAUUUGAAAAUUUAAACAAACAUAUUUUUGGCAUUUGGUAUUCCUUUAUACUUUAGCCAAUAUUUUGUAAUAAAUAGUACUAUAAGCUGCAAAUAUCACAGGUGGUGUACAUAUAUACAAAUGCGUGUACAUCUAUACAUAUAUACAUAUAUAUAAGUGUACAGUUUAUGUUCUCCACCUGAGUAUAUAUGAAAAAAAAAGAAAAAAA